AUGGGAGAAGCUGAGGCUAUGAUACUCGCCAGAAACUCAACAUCAGUCCCUGUCCCAGAAGUACUCAAUGCUUAUAUGAUUGAAGAUAUUGGAUUUAUCUUAAUGAGGAAGAUAUCCGGUGUUACUCUUCAGGCUUGUUGGGAAAAUCUUUCUGAGGAUUCGCAACAAUUCAUUGUGGACCAACUCCGAGGCUAUAUUCAUGAAUGGCGCAACAUUGAAGGCACUUUCUUUGGGUCUAUAGGCCAAGGGCCCUGUCAAGAUACCGUCUUCAUGCAUCCAUGGGGAGAAAAGAAUUAUCAGUAUGGGCCAUUUCAAACACGGAAGGAAUUUAACCAAGGUGUUGUUGAAGCGCUUAAGAACGCAAGACCUGGCGGGCAGCUAGUCGAUGAGGAUGACUACCGCCUAGCAGAAGAGAUUCUUGCAUCAGGGGAGAAUGGGCAAGAUGAGAGGAAAAUCUUGACUCAUGGUGACCUACACCCCACUAAUAUCAUCAUCAACGAUGGUAGGGUAGCUGGGAUUAUUGACUGGGGCGCAGCUGGAUACAGUAUUGCGUCAAGGGAAUACUUCGGUUUGAUUUGGAUGACGCCGGAUUCGUCAUGGAGAAAAUCUGCAUCUACCAUUCUGCCCUCAGAUGAGUAUGAGUUUUGGGCUAAGGUGAAUUAUUCCAUGACUCAAUACACAGGCAUCUAA
Messenger RNA from Aspergillus viridinutans, 690 nucleotides. RefSeq lists its product as uncharacterized. The record is from RefSeq and is a predicted model, not a curated record. The transcript has a single exon. NCBI's taxonomy places the organism in Eukaryota, Fungi, Ascomycota, Eurotiomycetes, Eurotiales, Aspergillaceae. The coding region runs from base 1 to 690 and encodes 229 amino acids.